This is a messenger RNA of Diachasmimorpha longicaudata, 1246 nucleotides long. Its product is annotated as distal membrane-arm assembly complex protein 2. The transcript has a single exon. Lineage: Eukaryota; Metazoa; Arthropoda; Insecta; Hymenoptera; Braconidae. Bases 169 to 1002 code for a protein of 277 amino acids. The record is from RefSeq and is a predicted model, not a curated record.
UCAUCUAUCUCUGAUCAUGAGAAUCUGCACGCUGCCGGCCCCCCAUAGCCGACCAUAACCUCCAAUUCCGUGAAUUGAAUGCAGAUAUAAAAUUACAUAAACAAAACUCCAUUCAGACUAUUGUCAAAUUUGUUCCAUCAACCAACCUAAUAACAUAACCUUUGAACAAUGUUUGGAUUAUCAUUGAGGCGUCAGACGUUCAACCUUUCUCAAAUAAUUAGAAGAUACCACAAUGAAUCCCCGAGCGAUCGUGAACGCUGGGCAGACAUGGAUGACGACGAGAAGGCAAAAGUUAUGAAAGUUAAGAAAUUGAAGGCUUGGAAACCACCCAUGAUCUCAGAGCACCACGCUGUGCAACUCGUCACUGUUGAUAUCGGCAAACUGGGUGUCUUUCAACAUAAGGUCAGCUUAAAGUGGACGGACUGGAUCGCUUGGUGGAGGAAGAAGCAAUUAGAGUACCUAAGGUGGAGUCAGAGGUACAUUGCAGAGCGUCAUGAAAUCUUGGGAAAUGACUUGGCUCUUGCUCACUUCCUCCUCCACAGAAAUGGAAAAAUCCGGAGAAAGGGUUCCAAGGAGUACAUGCUACCUGACAUGGCAGUGGACCUGCCGUGUAAGUUCGAUCCCACCUGGUUCCUCGAGGAAAUUGAUGCCAGUGGAACGGAAGUAUGUUACGAAGGUCUUGACAACUUUGCUAAUAUCCCAAGACUGAAAAUAGCGGCUUUUAGAAACUGUCGAUACUUCGAUGAGUGGUGUUUGGAGAAGUUCGUCGCUCUCUGCCCAAAUCUUGAGAUUCUUGACAUCUCUGAGAACGAGCAGAUCACUGAAAGGGGAUUAGAGGGACUUUACAGAGCAUGGAAUCUCAAAAAACUUAUUGUCACGAAUUGGGGACAUGGAGCAGCAUUCGAAUUGACUUGUCUACUCUUGCAAGAAGCUCUACCUCAAUUAAACUUGGAAAUUAAGAUACCCAAUAGUGCGGAUGAAUCAACUGUCAACGCAAGUUGAUGUGCUACUCCAAAAAAGGAGAGUAAGUGGUGGGUGUAAGCAUAACUGCUAUUAUUUUUUGGCUCUGCGAUGACUUGUUCAAUUUAGAAAAAUUCAGUCAGUAUAGUAGUGCCCAAUGGACCCUGACAGACACUCAGUGAUUGAUAUAUUUAAAUGUUGUGUAGCCUCUUGCUUCGUGUAAAUAUGGUAUUAAAUGUUGAAUAAGAUUCCGAAGAUCGUGAAUAAACUUAUAUCGAAUUUAUUA